UGAUUGGUGUCAAGAAGUUGAAGCCAUCACAGAUCACAAACGUAAAUUUGCAUCUUAUAUAUUCGAUAUAUGUACUCUAGCAGAGAGGAAGCAGUUCACUCUGAUAUGAAUGGUGGCGUUCUGUACAUAGAGACGAUACAUCCGUUUCACAGUAAAAACAGGGUCCUGAUCCCAUAUGUAAUGGACACAUAGACAGUCAUGCAGUCGCAAUGGGAUAGGCUGGCCUCCUUCUUCCUGGUGGUAGGUGCCGGGGAGGAUGCCCAGUCGUUUGAUCCUACUGAUGGCGCUAUGCUCGGUCGUAUGUUCGAGGAUGAGGGAACCAAAAAAGCAAAGGAUCCCAUCACAGAUAUAGUUGUGGUCGAAGCUGAUGAACCGAUACCGGACAAUUUCGAGGUUGCAGGUGUCGUCUCGAACAAACCGCACAUCAGAAUGGCAGCAAGCAGCACCUUGGCCGAUUCCGACAUGGAGACUAUGGAAUCAGCAAACGAUUACUUCGUGUGUGUUUCACGCGAUGUUGUGGAUAUGUCACCCAUCACGCAAUUGGUCUACACUACUGUUCAGGAUGGGCAUAGAGCGCCUGAAAUGUACGGCUUCGAGGUAGUGUCUUCACCUGUCAUCAAUCUCACCCCCAUAGGCGACAAGGACACUAUCUGGUGUCUGUAUAUGAAGCGUGAAAGCACGCGCAUGCCUAUAAUCGAUGUACUUGUGGAACCGGAGGAGGGAAUCACGCUCAGCGGUACAACCAAAGUAGAGAACGCCACAUUUAGCACGAUAAACUUAGCCAUUUACGUUCAAUACAUGGAGGAAUUCCCCCGAAUAGGCGUGACGUAUGUGCCUCGCAUCCUCACUCGGUUUCCGGCCUGCGAUACUAAAGAAACAUCCGUACCACCGGCGGUGACUGGGUUCUGCUUCCCAAACGGUGUGGAAUACCGCCGAGAGUAUGCCAAUCCGUUGUUCUUCACGUUUGUGCUCACGGAUGAGAAGGGAGUGAUGCAGUACGGCUCGUGCUACACGGUCUACGAACGCAAAUCAUUUGUCAAACAGAGGAACGCCCGGGUGUUCCACGAACCAAAAUGUAUAUGCAUCCUGUCAAGGUGGCCGUUCUUCUGCUCCUACCGUCGGUACAUCCAGGCCCUAUUCACGCUAUUGAAGCAGCCAUGCGCCUUCCCCAUAGAGAGUUAUAUAGUGAACCUCUUCGAGGCCAGCGUACCACCACAGGGAGAUGUGAUAACAAACUUGCGCGUGGGAGAUAGUGUCAUAGAGUUCGCUCGUCCCGCUGCGACCGACUUCCCGCUGGCCAACUAUUCACUGCUGCCGCUGUUUCACGCUUUGGACCUACCCAACAUAGCUACGGUGCUGUGCCUGAUCCUUACGGAAGCCAAACUGCUGAUACAAUCGCAGCACAUAUCACUGCUCACGCCCAUCUGCGAAUCGCUCACGUCGCUGAUCUUUCCGCUGAGGUGGCAACACAUCUACGUACCACUGUGCCCGCCCUCUUUUCUGGACUUUCUUCAAGCCCCGGUCCCGUUCAUCAUCGGGGUGCAGGCGGGUGUGGUGGACUUCUCGGUACUGCCCACCGAUGUGUACCUGGUAGACAUAGACAAUAACCGUAUACAGAAGAAGAAAGACGACUACGACGACGACAUGGGCGAGAUGCCGUCCCUGCCAGCACAGUCGCACUUCCUGGACAGGCUGUAUAGUGUUGCCUCACAUCUGUUCAUCAAAGGCUACACGAGUAUGGAGCAUGUAGAGAAUCAUCCCUAUACACAGCCUGGAUCGGUGACUACUGCGCACAAAACAGCCGAACAAGUCAGGCAGGAGGCAAUCCGCGAGAGCUUCUUGGACUUCUUUGUGUCCAUACUCAAGCCCUAUCGAGAGUAUCUCACGGUGCCCACGGCAGACACCAUCCACGAAUACGCGAAGAUCUUCUCCUACAGUCCCGAAGAAGUGUUUAAUAAGGAGGCUUUCCUGAUGUCGGUGCGUGACCAAGAUCGGAAGUUUAUGGACGUACUGGUUGACAGCCAGGCCUUUACCCAUUUCGUAGAGCAGCGAUCGUUCAUCUCGAAUCGGGAUGAAGAGCUUCUUUUCUUUGAUAUGUGCAUUGAUGAGGCAAACUACAUCGAAGAGAAACAAAGACUGGAGUCCGAGGCUAAGGCCCAACAGAAAAGCCAUGGCCGCAUGACCAGUGUAGGGUCUGCUCGCAACCUUCUCAGCAACUUCAGCCAGACCGACUUGUUCGCAGGCCGAUCAGCCGUGGAUAUCCGAUCCUGGGGCAACAGCUCUACUAGUGGUAUCAAUGAUAACCCGCGCAAGCUUGGUAAUGCGUCGAGUGUAAAUGCGCUCGAUGGAAACAUGCGAGGGAGUAUCUUCUCGCCCAACAAUAGAUCCUCAAUUCAUAUGGGCUCCCGCAAUUCAAAACGGGACGGAGACAAUUUCUCCCGUACGAACCUGACCCUGAACUCGCGCCCCAGUUCUAGGGAGCGGAUCACGGGUCAUAUGAGUCUUAAUAAUAAUAAUAGUAAUAGUAGUAAUCUUAAAGGGUCUGUAUACGGUCUGGCUACGUCGCCUGUAGCGGCUGUGCGCGUGCAGCCGUCGUAUGCCAGACCGCAUGUGGCCCAAGAGCCCCAGCUACCCCCGAAGAAGGCUCUCAAGCGCUGCAUGCCAAUUGUAUUGGGCGCGGCCGAGAGCAACGGGACAGCCGACCAACACCAACACAAACACGGCUACGACAACGACGAAGAGGAGAGUGUGCAAGACGCGAUGGAGGUGCACAAGAAGAGCGUACCGCCGUACAACUACCGUGGCGUGUUCCCGCCCUUGCAAACGGACCUGUUCCCACGUCUGAGACAGGCGACCCGUUUCAAUGCGGAUGCAUUACACGCGUUCGACCGACAGUCAGCCCUCAACCUGUCCAUGUCCAGACACCACAGGGCACAACCGGCCCCCGCAUGCCAGGUGCAACUGCCUACCUACACGCACACCCGGAAUCUGGCCGGUGGGACCGGGCCGAAAAGUCCCGAAACCUCGUUUGCCGGACCCGAGAAAACACACAACCGCCACUUCAGCGCGGAUGUCAGCAACAGCCCGCAACAGUUCCAGUUCAAAGUACAGAGUGACGAUGAGCUGUCCAAAAUGCGCACCCAGAGCACCAGGUCGCCGCACCGCCCCGGAUCGAGCAACCUGUCGCCGGCCGGUUACAAGCACAAUGCCUCAGAUAUGGGCAUAUCCGCGAACAUCCACUACAGCGACCACACCAACACCUCGCAGCCCAACCUAUCCAUCCCCGCCAUCGCCACCACCUCAGCCGACUACGACACGGCCCUUGCACCCGACACGGUGCGUAUGAAGGCCAACACCUUCUUCAUCAGUCUGCACGAGACGUGGCUGUACCUGUUCUCAGUGCGGCUCUCAUCGAUGAACCCGGCAGAGGUGCCUGCGGCGUUUCACCUGGCCGAGAGUAUCCUCAACCGUAUGCGCACCGCCAACAUCCGACCCAGCGAGGGGUGUUACAGGUUACUGCUGGUGUCCUGUGCGAGGAUUGGCGGCUAUGCCGCACAGGCACGGUACGUGUUUCAGAUGAUGAGUAGGGAUGGUAUAGUUGCAAACGCCAUCACGACCGGCUUAUUUGUGCGGGCGAACUUACAGGCACCCGGAGCUGGCUUGACACUUGAGCGACAAAGCAGUAACGCGAGCGCCAUCAGCUCGGUUUCCAGGUACCCUUCUUUACAGAGGCAAAGGUCGGGCGAAACGGUGGCCGGUGCGAAAGUCGGCAGUGGUGGUGGUAGUAGCAGUAUCACCCAUGCGGAUGCGGCGAGGAUAGACUUCUCCGACAAGAAGCUGAGCGACCCACCGCAGCAGUACGGGGCCGGGUGCCUGAGCAAUUGGUCCAGUCUGAAGGAGUUACAGGUCGCAGCCAUGGAGUUCCUGCCCAUGCACCUGGCCAGCAUGCGGGUGCUGGCACGGGCGAGGGUGGAGUCGAACAACACGUGCCCCCACUGCCACGCACUGCUCACGGACGAGGAGAUUUCGCUGGGGUGGGAGAUCACCUCGUACGACAGUACCAGUGUGUGUGUGUACUGCCAUUCACCGUUCAUACCCGAGUUGAGUUUCUCGUACACGGGGGGCAAAGGGGCUGCCGAACCCACUGGGGACAAUGGGCCGAGUACUGAUGGAGAAAGGCCCGGUACAGAUGCACCUGCACCUGCACCUGCACCUGAAUCCCAGGGUGCGGAUGACACGGGCCAUGCCUCCGGUGCAGAUAUAAGCGCGGUUUCUGACGAUUCACAGUGGCAUAGCACUGGGCAGACGACUGCGCCCGCGCACGACGCCACAACCGAUAGCAAACCAGCCGUUGUUUCCGACGAGACGUACUCAGGCAGCACAGGCGACGUGUAUACCUUAGCGGAUGAGUUGGAAGCAGAAACCAACCCCACAGGCGCGACAGGGAGACCGAGUUUACAUAGUGGUACAUGCCCCUAUCUCUCUCCGACUGUGCUGUUCCAUGAGCUGGAUAUCGCCUUUUACCGAGUGGGGUUCGAGGCGACGACAGACCCACAGCUAGACGUCAAUCUGCACCGCGACCAUCCUACCUUAUUCUGGAACAUUGUGUGGUACUUCACUCAGCUGCGGCUGCCAAUUCUCUCGGCCCAGGACGCACCCACACCGCCAGGCAUGGUACCCAGCAACGAAGACAUGCAGAUCUUCCGUGGCUUUGACGAGCCCGCGAUACGCUACGACGAUAAGGAUGCCUCCCUGCACGUGCAUGUGCGGGUGAACGGGCUUGGUGGUCGUUUGGCAGGUGUGCCUUUCUGUCGCACCAACGUCCUGUAUGGGCUGCCGGAGCCAGCGCGAGUGCGUACGAACAAGCACGGUAUACGAGUACUGCGAGAUAUACACCGGGUGGGUCGACUGGUACGCAGGAAACGGCUGCAAGCGGCUAUCGAGCACUUUCUAAUUAAACGCCAGGAAUACGUCGCGGGUGGAGCUCCGGCAUAUACGCCAUCCCCACCAUACCACACCAGGUGCAGUGCCGAUAAGGACUCAUGCGAGGACAUUGAUCUGAGCGCUUGGUUUGCCUGCCCCUUGUACUAUGCGCUGCUGACAUGUGCCACGUACACGGCCCACCCGGACGAAGAGAAGUUUUAUGAUCAGUUCCAAGCGGCACUGAAAGCACUGCCCAAUCAGCUGGCUUCGUCGUUGCGUCGGCCUGUAUCUGGCGAAAAGUUUACUUCUUUGUCCGGUGAGAUGUACCUGGUCGACACAGCUCCAUCAGAAAACACGCUUAUCAUGCGAAGUAUACUGGGGAUGCACCGACCUCGCUGGAGUGUCGAGAGCACGCAUGUCAUCAAACAAUGCACGUGGUUUGAUUACGGAGUUCUGUAGGCGAUUAACAGAAUAAAAAUAGCUAUGUCAUGGA
Molecule: messenger RNA, 5416 nt
Organism: Sphaeroforma arctica JP610
Lineage: Eukaryota; Ichthyosporea; Ichthyophonida
Exons: 13
Coding region: 199-5382 (1727 amino acids)
Biological process (GO): regulation of Rab protein signal transduction
Cellular component (GO): cytoplasmic vesicle
Molecular function (GO): protein binding
Source: RefSeq, a predicted model, not a curated record